Molecule: messenger RNA, 2712 nt
Organism: Triplophysa rosa
Lineage: Eukaryota; Metazoa; Chordata; Actinopteri; Cypriniformes; Nemacheilidae
Gene: scube2
Product: signal peptide, CUB domain, EGF-like 2
Exons: 20
Coding region: 138-2585 (815 amino acids)
Biological process (GO): signal transduction
Cellular component (GO): cell surface
Molecular function (GO): calcium ion binding
Source: RefSeq, a predicted model, not a curated record
CUCUCUCACACACAUCUUCUGUGGAAGCGCUCAGAAGCGCGAAUCGACUGACAAACUGCGGAUGAAAAUGAGUGGGUCACUCGUGUCGGAGUAAACGCGUGUUUUUGAGCUCGACUCUAAACUCUGGACCGAUCACCAUGGGAGCUGUUUGGACUGCACGACUCAUGUGUUUGUUUUCGCUCUUGUUAAAUACUCGCCAAAGCGCCGCACUUCCACACAAUACUGAUUCAGAUCAGUGCGCAGAGGGAAGCGAUGCCUGUCACAUAGACGCUAUUUGUCAAAAUACACCGACUUCAUACAAGUGCACAUGUAAAACGGGCUUUAAAGGAGACGGCAAACACUGUGAAGACAUUGAUGAAUGUGACUUGCAAUACAAUGGUGGCUGUGUACAUGAGUGUAACAACAUACCUGGAAAUUAUCGCUGCACUUGCCUUGAUGGGUUUCAUUUGGCGCAUGAUGGACACAACUGUCUUGAUGUGGAUGAAUGUGUCGUCAACAAUGGUGGCUGUCAGCAUAUAUGUGUCAACACCAUGGGAAGCUAUGAGUGCCGCUGCAAGGAGGGCUUUUUCCUGAGUGACAAUCAGCACACAUGCAUCCAUCGCUCUGUGGAAGGCCUGAGCUGCAUGAAUAAAGACCACGGCUGUGCUCAUAUCUGUAAGGAAACACCCAGAGGUGGCGUAGCCUGUGAGUGCCGACCAGGUUUCGAGCUGGCCAAAAACCAGCGGGGCUGCAUCCUGACCUGUAACCACGGCAAUGGGGGCUGCCAGCACAUCUGUGAGGACACAGAACAGGGGCCCAUCUGCAGGUGUCACGGCAGGUACGCGCUGCACGCGGAUGGCAGAACAUGUGUAGAAAGGGACGAAACAGCCCCCACCACCCCUGACCACAAUGCCACAGCCCUGGCCGAGGUCGACAAACGAGUCAAGCGUCGACUGCUCAUGGAGACGUGUGCGGUGAAUAAUGGAGGCUGUGACAGCACCUGUAAGGACACAUCCACAGGGGUUCGCUGUAGCUGCCCAGUGGGAUUCACUCUCCAGCCUGAUGGCAAGUCCUGCAAAGACAUUGAUGAGUGUGAAGUCCACAACGGUGGCUGUGACCAUUACUGCAGGAACACCAUCGGCAGCUUUGAGUGUAGCUGUCGAAAAGGCUUCAAGCUGCUGACGGACGAGCGCUCAUGCCAGGACAUCGACGAGUGCUUCUUUGAGAGGACAUGUGACCACACUUGUGUCAACUCACCUGGCAGCUUCCAGUGCGUGUGUAACAAGGGCUACACUCUCUAUGGCCUCGCCCAUUGUGGAGAUAUAAACGAAUGCAGUUUGAACAAUGGAGGUUGUGAGCACACUUGUGAGAACACUAUGGGAAGCUUCGAGUGCCGCUGUCAUGCUGGUUACAAGCUGCACUGGAACAAGAAAGACUGUAUCGAAGCAGAGGACUCUACCGCUGUGCCACCACCUGGCAGACCCACUCUCAACUGCAGUAAGCAGGGGGGAGGUGAGCACUGCUUCCUGACCUGCCAGUCUCAGGUUCAUAUAAGCAGUGGAGCUCAGGAUUCGUACACAGUGACCUGUGGCAUGCCCCUGCCCUGCCUUGCUGGAGGACAUUGGAAAGAGAACGGGUCAUACUGCCCAGGUUCAGGAAUCAAAACCAUUGCCACCUUUAAAUCUGGACCGGGGAAAUGCAAUCUAAAGCGCAGUCAGGAAAAUCUUGCACAGAGCUUCAAAACUGCUCUAUCGGAUAAAAGAGCCACAGAGAAUGUCCAGUUCAGCUUUGUUAGCCUGCACUGUGCCUCUUCAAGCAGACAGCCACGCAGUCGCCACGGGCGGAAGGCUGGUGAGGAGGAGGGGUCGUCCAUUACUGCCCAGUUUGAGCUGGACGUGAACCUGGAGGAGCAGAGGGGUGUGACCUGGCAUGCGCUCGACGGCGCUCUGAGAAGCGGCUUAGGAAAACCAUCCGCACUCUUCGUAAGUCCAUUAACCGGGAGCAGUUCCACCUGCACUUCGCUGGAUCGGAGUAAGAGCUCUCCAAGAAACUGGUCCGAACAGCUGACACGCAUGAGAACUGCGGCACGGGACAGGUUCUGCUGGACAAAAGAUGUGUCAAAUGCAGCGUUGGCACAUACUACGACGGAGAACAGGGGAGGUGCUUCCUUUGCCCCCCCGGGACGUACCAGGAUGAAAAGGGGCAGGUGUCGUGCGACGUGUGCCCGGGACCUGAGGGCAGGGGAAUCCCGAGAACCGCAGGAGCACGAAACGUCUCGGAGUGCGGAGGUCAGUGUCGUCCUGGUCAGUUCUCCCGGGAUGGGUUUGUGCCUUGUAUGGCUUGCCCACAAGGAACUUAUCAGCCUGAGGUGGGCCGCACAUCCUGUUUCUCAUGUGGAGGAAGCCUCGCAACCAAAUAUGAAGGUGCCUUGUCAUUCCAGGAUUGUGAGACUAAAGUCCAGUGCUCCCCAGGACAUUACUACAACACUAGCACCCAUCGAUGUAUCCGUUGCCCCGUUGGAACCUAUCAGAUGGAGUUUGGUCAGAACUAUUGCAUUGCAUGCCCUGGAAACACUACCACUGAUUUUGAUGGCUCAACAAACAUAAUGCAGUGCAAAAACAGGCACUGUGGAGGAGAGCUCGGAGAAUACACUGGCUAUAUUGAAUCUCCCAACUACCCUGGCAACUACCCAGCCAACAUCGAGUGCACCUGGACCAUCACCCCUCCUCCCAA